Messenger RNA from Linum trigynum, 642 nucleotides. The record is from the annotation of a GenBank genome assembly. NCBI's taxonomy places the organism in Eukaryota, Viridiplantae, Streptophyta, Magnoliopsida, Malpighiales, Linaceae.
AUGUCUCGCUUCGUGCUGGACUCCAACAACCUGUGGCUGGUCGGCAACUCGGACGGCACGAUCGCCAUCCUCGACGGCUCGGACGUCGUUGACCACAACCCCAAAGACGUGACCGGUGACGUCAGUCAAUGGCAGCAAAUGGCUCAAAUCGGGACCAACUCGGCCUCCACUCAUCAGGAACUGGAAGUGUUCGGCGUCGUGUUCAGCGGCCAGAAGCUGGAGGAGCUGAGGAAGAACACCUACGACGACCAAGUCACCGUGACCAAAGAAGGGUUCAUGAUCCAGUGUGCUAGAUGGCUCAACCCUAGUGGCGGCGAUAAGGGACCCAAGGAAGGAAAUCCCUACCGCCGCCUCAACAAUCUCUUCGACUGGUCCAAGCAUGGUGUUGAGGUCGCCAUUCCGAUUGCGACGGAGUGGGACUGGUACCAGUUGGGGACCAGGGAGCUGAUGGUGGAGAGCUCGGGUUUGGUCAACCUAGCGAAAGUCAUAGAGGAGCUGGAGAUGGAGAACCAGACUCUUCGGGAUGAGAAGGACUUGGAGAUCAGGGAGUUGAACAAGAAGCUGGUCGAGGGGAAAGGUGGCGGGGAUGAUGAUAAGUCUGCUGCUGACAAAAAUAAGGAGAUCGCCGUCAAGGAUCAAUAG